AUGGAGCUGGCGCAGGACGAACUGAACAAGAACGCAAAGAUCGCCGAGUGGAAGCUCAAGUCGAAGCUCGACAUCGCGCUGGACGGGGUGGAAGACGUCAAUAAGGACAACCUCAAGCUCGCCCUGCUGUCGCACUCGCUCUCCACCCAGCUGUCGCUCAUCCACGCCCCUCCGCCCGAGGACAAUAAGACCAUGCUCAACUCGACCGUGUUCGCCAAAGAGAAGGACUCCAAGCUCACCGGCUUCGGAUGCUUCACUCUCGACUACAAGGCGCAGUGGCCCGUCUCGCUCGUGCUGAGCAGGAAAGCGUUGACGCAGUACCAGCUGCUCUUCCGUCUGCUGUUCUACUGCAAGCGCGUGCGGAACGGCCUCGACAACGCCUGGCUCUGGCACCAGUCCAUGAAGGAGCUGCCCCACGUGCGAGCCCUCCUCGCCCACACCUUCCUCCUGCGCCAGCGGUACAUCUCCACCAUUCAGCAGCCAGUUGCCUUGGGGCGUGGACUCACGCAGGGGCCUAGGAUGCUGCACGUGGUGACGACCCUGGAGCGGUAUUUCCUGCUGGACGUGGUGGAGCCCAACUGGCGGCUGCUGGAGAAGCGCGUGCGGGAGGCGGCCACGGUGGAGCAGAUUCUGAGCUUUCACAAUGACUGCAUCAACUCGAGCUUGCGCCAGUGCCUGCUGACCGACAUCAAGCUCUUCAAGUCGACCCACAACGAACGGGAGAUCAUCGAGAGGGUGGAAUCAGUGCACGGCUGGGCCAACGCACAGCUCCUCGACCUGAUCGUCCACAAAUCCGAACUCAUCUCCCACCUGAGAUCUCUCAAACAGUACUUCCUUCUGGAGCAAGGCAACUGGGUUGAAAACUUCAUGGAGCUGGCGCAGGACGAACUGAACAAGAACGCAAAGAUCGCCGAGUGGAAGCUCAAGUCGAAGCUCGACAUCGCGCUGGACGGGGUGGAAGACGUCAAUAAGGACAACCUCAAGCUCGCCCUGCUGUCGCACUCGCUCUCCACCCAGCUGUCGCUCAUCCACGCCCCUCCGCCCGAGGACAACAAGACCAUGCUCAACUCGACUGUGUUCGCCAAAGAGAAGGACUCCAAGCUCACCGGCUUCGGAUGCUUCACUCUCGACUACAAGGCGCAGUGGCCCGUCUCGCUCGUGCUGAGCAGGAAAGCGUUGACGCAGUACCAGCUGCUCUUCCGUCUGCUGUUCUACUGCAAGCGCGUGCGGAACGGCCUCGACAACGCCUGGCUCUGGCACCAGUCCAUGAAGGAGCUGCCCCACGGGCGUAGGAUGCUGCACGUGGUGACGACCCUGGAGCGGUAUUUCCUGCUGGACGUGGUGGAGCCCAACUGGCGGCUGCUGGAGAAGCGCGUGCGGGAGGCGGCCACGGUGGAGCAGAUUCUGAGCUUUCACAAUGACUGCAUCAACUCGAGCUUGCGCCAGUGCCUGCUGACCGACAUCAAGCUCUUCAAGAUGGUAGAUCGUGCGCUGACGGCGUGCCACGUCUUCACCAGCUAUAUGGCGACCUGCGCCAAGCACAUCGACUCCACCGACACCGCACUCAAUAUCAACCUCUCGUUGAAGCAAAGGAGCGCCAAGAUGAAGGAAUCGGCGUCGAGCGUGCGAGCGGUGGUGGAGAGCGCCAAGUACCAGGCCUCGAUCACGCAGCUCCGGGACAAGUUCUGUAAAUACACCGACGAGCUGGUGUCCGCCCUCGCCUCGCUGCCCACCACCACCUACGACUCCCACAUGUCCCUCCUCGCCGAGCGCCUCCGAUUCGACGGGGCCUGA
Messenger RNA from Acanthamoeba castellanii str. Neff, 1794 nucleotides. RefSeq names its product Spc97 / Spc98 family protein. The coding region runs from base 1 to 1794 and encodes 597 amino acids. Gene Ontology annotation, cellular component: centrosome; spindle pole; equatorial microtubule organizing center. The transcript is spliced from 10 exons. Gene Ontology annotation, biological process: microtubule nucleation; meiotic cell cycle; spindle assembly. Gene Ontology annotation, molecular function: gamma-tubulin binding; microtubule minus-end binding. Lineage: Eukaryota; Discosea; Longamoebia; Acanthamoebidae. The record is from RefSeq and is a predicted model, not a curated record.